UCGUUGCCUUCACAUACGCGCAGGCGCUUUUUGAAUAGUCCUUGGUUUUCUUCGAUCAGCUGUAGGUUAAGGUACUCAAGAAAAGAAACCGACUUACUGCAUAAAAAUGCAGAGUUGGACUCGAGUGUAUAGUAGUUUGGUAAAGAGAGGCUAUGUGCAAAAUUUCACUUGCAGGCUGAAGGGACUCACAGCAGUGUCAAAUCGAACAUAUGCUGACAAGGCUCCACUUGAAGCUGAUGUCACAGUAGUAGGAUCUGGCCCAGGAGGUUAUGUUGCUGCAAUUAAAGCUGCUCAACUUGGUUUUAAGACUGUUUGUAUAGAAAAAAAUGAGACCCUGGGAGGAACUUGCUUAAAUGUUGGAUGCAUUCCAUCAAAGGCCCUGCUUAAUAAUUCUUAUUUGUACCACCUGGCACAUGGAAAGGAUUUUGCAAGUAGAGGCAUUGAAAUUACAGAACUUAAGCUGAAUCUGGAGAAAAUGAUGGAGCAAAAAAGUAGUGCAGUCAAGGCUUUAACAGGAGGAAUUGCCCAUUUAUUUAAACAAAAUAAGGUAACACACGUUGAAGGAUUUGGCAGAAUCACUGGCAAGAAUCAGGUAACAGCAGUAGGAAGUGAUGGCAGUUCACAAGUUAUUAAUACCAAAAAUAUUUUGGUAGCUACUGGAUCAGAGGUGACACCCUUCCCUGGAAUUGAGAUUGAUGAAACCACAGUGGUGUCUUCUACUGGAGCAUUGUCUCUGAAAAGUGUUCCUGAAAAGUUACUUGUAAUUGGAGCUGGGGUGAUUGGCGUUGAAUUGGGUUCAGUUUGGCAUAGGCUUGGGUCAGAUGUUACAGCAGUCGAGUUCCUUGGCCAUAUUGGAGGUGUAGGAAUUGAUAUGGAAAUCUCCAAAAACUUUCAGCGCAUUUUGCAGAAACAAGGCUUAAAAUUUAAGCUCGGAACUAAGGUCACUGGUGCAACCAAGAGACCAGAUGGGAAAAUUGAUGUUUCAGUGGAGGCAGCUGCAGGUGGCAAACCUGAAGUUCUUACGUGUGAUGUGCUCUUAGUCUGCAUUGGGCGGCGUCCAUAUACACAGAAUCUGGGGCUGGAAAGUGUGGGAGUUGAACUUGACAACCGAGGCAGGAUUCCUAUUAAUAACAGAUUCCAGACAAAGGUACCAAGCAUAUAUGCUAUUGGUGAUGUUGUGGCUGGCCCUAUGUUGGCUCACAAAGCUGAAGAUGAAGGAAUAAUCUGUGUAGAGGGAAUGGCAGGAGGUGCUGUUCACAUUGACUAUAACUGUGUGCCAUCUGUUGUUUACACUCAUCCAGAAGUUGCUUGGAUUGGUAAAUCUGAAGAACAGUUAAAAGAAGAGAACAUUCCUUAUAAAGUUGGCAAAUUUCCUUUUGCUGCUAAUAGCAGGGCUAAAACAAAUGCAGAUACAGAUGGAUUUGUGAAGAUUCUAAGCCACAAAGAAACCGACAGAAUGUUGGGAGCCCAUAUCCUUGGUUCCGGUGCUGGUGAAAUGAUUAAUGAAGCAGCUUUAGCAAUGGAGUAUGGAGCAUCCUGUGAAGAUGUAGCAAGAGUAUGUCAUGCUCAUCCGACUGUUUCAGAAGCUUUCAGAGAAGCGAAUUUGGCGGCAUCCUUUGGGAAAGCAAUCAAUUUCUAACCAUGGUUUGUGCAGGAAACCUACGACAUUAUGAAUUGAGUCAACAAAGUGCCGUAUGUGGAUUGGCAGAGCACAGUGCUAUUUAUUCGUGUACUGCAGCUGUUUUAUUUAAGAUACAUUUUCAGUAAAUGGAAAGGAAUAAGACCUGUUCUACUUAUGGACUAAUUCAAAGCAUUUAAUUUCUACCUUUAUGAAAGUGGAUCUGAAAUGAAUUUAUACAGUAUGUAAAAAGUCUUAUUCUGAAUAUAGCCAAGUUCUUUUACUGUGAUUAUGAUUGUCAUUCAUAAAGAUUUGUAAAACAUAAUCCAUUAAAAUACUGUCUUUCUA
Molecule: messenger RNA, 1966 nt
Organism: Erpetoichthys calabaricus (reedfish)
Lineage: Eukaryota; Metazoa; Chordata; Cladistia; Polypteriformes; Polypteridae
Gene: dldh
Product: dihydrolipoamide dehydrogenase
Exons: 14
Coding region: 107-1639 (510 amino acids)
Cellular component (GO): mitochondrion; oxoglutarate dehydrogenase complex
Molecular function (GO): flavin adenine dinucleotide binding; dihydrolipoyl dehydrogenase (NADH) activity
Source: RefSeq, a predicted model, not a curated record